GCCAUCUCUGUACCACAUCACAUCCGCCUAAUAACCACCCGGAAAAAAAACUCCAGUAACAGUCGGAUUGUGGCCACCGGGAGUUUCUCAGUGAUCCCGGGCAGUCAUGGCGGGUAAAGCAGUGGACCCUUUCGCUAUGGAUGCUGGGGAGCAAACUGGAGGACCUCCAGCAGGAAACAGGAUGUGGUUGCCGAGAGGCCUCUCGGGAAGCGUGGCGAAGGAGUGGUUCGAGCGCCGUCGCAUGGCCAUGCAGCCAUGGGCGGGGUUUGUCGACCAGCGGCGGUUUUCCAAGCCGCGAAACUUUGGGGAGCUCUGUCAGAGGGUUGUCCGUAACCUGGACACCUACCACAGCAACUACACCUUCAUCUUUCUGGGCCUCAUCCUCUACUGCAUCAUCAGUUCUCCCAUGCUGCUGCUAGCCCUGGCUGUAUUUGUAGGCGCUUUCUACAUCAUUCACCUCAAGUCUUUGGAGUCCAAGCUGGUGGUGUUUGGGAGAGAGGUUACAGGGGUACACCAGCUCACCCUGGCAGGAGCUGUGUCCUCUCCUGUGUUCUGGUUGGCUGGAGCUGGAACUGCAGUCUUCUGGGUACUGGGGGCUACGCUGGCUGUGAUUGGCUCCCACGCAGCAUUCCGAGAGCUGGACGGCGCUGAUAUGGACGAGCUCAUGAUGGAACCUGUCUGACCUCUGACCUCUUUGCCUUAACCUAUCAUACCCAUGUGUAUCUUAUUGGUUUAUUGGUAUUAUUCUCUUCACUGCACUCUUUCACUGAAAUGUACUGGCUUA
Messenger RNA from Megalops cyprinoides (Indo-Pacific tarpon), 784 nucleotides. RefSeq names its product prenylated Rab acceptor protein 1-like. The transcript has 6 exons. The record is from RefSeq and is a predicted model, not a curated record. The coding region runs from base 107 to 682 and encodes 191 amino acids. Gene Ontology annotation, cellular component: Golgi apparatus. NCBI's taxonomy places the organism in Eukaryota, Metazoa, Chordata, Actinopteri, Elopiformes, Megalopidae.